Molecule: messenger RNA, 554 nt
Organism: Meleagris gallopavo (turkey)
Lineage: Eukaryota; Metazoa; Chordata; Aves; Galliformes; Phasianidae
Source: RefSeq, a predicted model, not a curated record
AUGAACCCUGUUGGCCUGACUCAGUACAGCACCUCCAGUUGUCUUUGUUUCAAAGAUUUGCGUGGCAGACUCGUCAUCCAAUUCCAGGUGGCUUUUGUAUGUGCCUUUCAGGCUUUAAACAGUUAUAAUCAAGGAGACAUAGAAGGAUCAAGAAGACUGGGUCGCAAUGCACUGUGGGUUGCAGUUGCAUCAAUUAUCAUUGGCCUUGUCAUCAUUGGAAUCUACUGCGUAGUUCAUUUCACAACGCUUCUGUUUUUCAUUGAAGUCAGUGAUGCACAGCCUGUCCUUAAUUACUCCAAUACAAAACUUCAUUCUAAUCAGUGGAAUGAGUUGAUUUCUUCAGCACACACUGAUAUAACUUGUACGUGGCGGAAUGUGGCCACUGGUUUUGAUGAGCCCAAGCAGUGGCUGUUCUGUGAACUUCUCUUUGUUUUUUUGAAUACUAUUUCAGUGGUCUGAUAAUGUCUUGUGGGACUUUGAGUAGCUUGCCUAUUAUCAGAUAUGAUACAACUGUCAUUGAGAAGUGGAAUAAAAUUACUUUUACUUCAUCUCCA